Messenger RNA from Colletotrichum karsti, 1443 nucleotides. RefSeq lists its product as uncharacterized. The record is from RefSeq and is a predicted model, not a curated record. Gene Ontology annotation, biological process: protein phosphorylation; regulation of glucose metabolic process. Gene Ontology annotation, molecular function: pyruvate dehydrogenase (acetyl-transferring) kinase activity. Gene Ontology annotation, cellular component: mitochondrion. The transcript has 5 exons. The coding region runs from base 1 to 1443 and encodes 480 amino acids. Lineage: Eukaryota; Fungi; Ascomycota; Sordariomycetes; Glomerellales; Glomerellaceae.
AUGUCGUGGAAGAAGACGGAUAGGUUGAUGGACACCAUCAGGCAUUACGCCAGUUUCCCGGCAACUGGCGUGAGCUUGAGGCAGAUGGUUCAGUUCGGAGAGAGACCGUCAGUUGGAACCCUCUUCCGUGCCUCCCAAUUCCUCGCCGAAGAACUGCCAAUUCGUCUCGCCCACCGCGUCCAAGAACUCGAUGAGCUGCCUGACGGUCUCAACGACAUGCCCUCCGUAAGGCGGGUGCAAGAUUGGUACGCACAGUCGUUCGAGGAACUUACACAACUCCCACGACCUGAUCUGGACAGGAGCACAAAGGAAAGGCUCAUGAGGCCAAGCAAGUCAUACGGCAAGGCUAUGCUGUCCGAGGCGACAAGAAAUCCGAGCAUCGAAGAGGGGCAAUACGCAUCCCUCCCGCAAUCUAACGGCAAUGGCCACAACAAGCAGAAGGCCGUUGCCGCAAGGAGAUACUUCGCCAUGGUCGACGACACAGGAGACUGGCCCGCCGAUCUGCGACUCUACAAUGAAAGAUUUGCAAAGGCUCUUCACGGCAUCAAGAGGCGCCACGACGGUGUCGUAACGACGAUGGCCCAGGGCAUUCUGGAGUACAAGCGCAAGAGGCAGCGCAUGCAGAUCGACAACAACAUACAGUCGUUCCUUGACCGAUUCUACAUGUCACGUAUAGGUAUCCGUAUGCUUAUCGGUCAGCACAUCGCCUUGACCGACCAAAGCCACCACCGCGACCCCACCUACGUUGGUAUCAUUUGUACCAAGACGAACGUCCAGGACCUCGCGCAGGAGGCAAUCGAGAACGCGCGCUUUGUAUGCGAGGACCACUACGGACUUUUCGAGGCACCCAAGAUUCAGCUUGUGUGCAACCCAAACAUCAACUUCAUGUACGUUCCUGGGCAUUUGUCGCAUAUGCUUUUCGAGACGUUGAAGAACUCUCUUCGCGCCGUCGUCGAAACCCAUGGCCAAGACAAGCAGGAGUUCCCGGUGACGAAGGUCAUUGUCGCCGAAGGAAAAGAGGACAUCACCAUCAAAAUCUCAGACGAAGGUGGCGGCAUCCCGAGAAGCGCCAUCCCGCUCGUCUGGACUUAUAUGUACACCACUGUCGACAGGACGCCGAACCUGGACCCGGACUUUGAUAAGAGCGAUUUCAAGGCGCCUAUGGCUGGAUUUGGAUACGGGUUGCCCAUCUCCCGUCUGUAUGCGCGGUACUUUGGCGGCGACCUGAAGUUGAUCAGCAUGGAGGGAUACGGCACAGACGGACCAGCAGUCAUGAGAGACAGAAACGCUCGAGGACUGACGCUGGGGCUGAGAUAUAGUUUGCACAAGAGGCUGAAGGAUCGCGAGAUCACGGAGCGUCGGCAGGUUGGCGACGCCCAGGAGAUGAUGAACCGGGGCGGCGACGCCAAUCCAGGUUAUUACAAGCGCGACAGCGACUUGUAA